Molecule: messenger RNA, 564 nt
Organism: Chinchilla lanigera (long-tailed chinchilla)
Lineage: Eukaryota; Metazoa; Chordata; Mammalia; Rodentia; Chinchillidae
Gene: Ndufaf8
Product: chromosome unknown open reading frame, human C17orf89
Exons: 3
Coding region: 81-305 (74 amino acids)
Biological process (GO): mitochondrial respiratory chain complex I assembly
Cellular component (GO): mitochondrion
Source: RefSeq, a predicted model, not a curated record
CGCAGGAUGGUCAAGCAAUGGACGCCGGAAGAGGACGGGUCUAAGAUGGCGGCCUCCACAGGUGCCAGGAAGAACCUCUCAUGUCAGCUAACGGAGCGGUGUGGCGGCGCGUGCGGAGCCGUUUCCGCGCUUUCCCGGAGCGCCUGGCGGCCUGCGAGGCCGAGGCCGUGGCGUACGGCAAGUGCGUGCAGGCCUCCACCACCCCGGGCGGCCGCCUGAGCAAGGACCUUUGUGCACAGGAGUUCGAGGCCCUGCGGAGCUGCUUUGUUGCCGCGGCCAAGAAGAGCCUGAAGGGAGGCUCCUAGGAAGGACCUGAGCUCUGGCCCCUGCAUCCACCACUCCAUGGGUGCGGCGCCCUGUGGGGGUGGUGCCUGUGGACCGCUCUGCAGGCUGAAGGAAGCGGUAGUGGCGAAGUUCUCAGGGUUUCGGUGUGUGUUUUCCUCAUCAACUUGCACCUUGGGAAGGACAGGAAUUUGUUUUCUAGCACUGUGUGCAGAAUAAUCUGAGUUAGAUUGAGAUGUAACCAAACCAGCAGUAAAGACUAUUAAAUCUUGCUCAGGUGUA